GCUUUGAAAACUUUUCUAGCGGGAAUUCAUUUGAGCAGUUGUGCAUUAAUUUGGCAAAUGAAACGCUGCAGAAUCAUUACAACAGCAUCAUAUUUACACGAGAUAUAGAAGAGUGCCAUAAAGAGGGAAUUAACACGGAGGGUGUUCUCUUUUACGAUAAUCAGCCCUGUCUUGAUCUUAUUUGUGGCGUUGACUUCUCCGGCUGUGGUCCGGGUGGUUCAUCGAAGACAACAAACAAAAUGUCUAUUUUGCAUCUUCUCGAUGAGGAGUCGUCCUUGGCGAAGGGAAGUGACUUGACAUUUCGCGAAAAGGUCUGCGAUUUGUACGGAGGACGACUGCUGGACGGUAAAGGGGGGCAUCCAAACUUUUUACGUCUCAAGACCGAUCGAAGUUCAUUUGUUAUUCGGCACUACGCGGGUGAUGUCACGUACAACGUGGAGGGGUUUCGUGUCAAAAACUGUGAUGCAACGAAGGAGGUCCUUAAAUGUGCCAUACGGUCCAGUACAAUUUCAUUUGUGGCAUCGCUUCUUUCCAGUAAAACUUCGGACUCCGGAUUGGCUGUGAAAUCCACUGUUGGAUCGUUUUUUAAAAAUCAACUGGUCCAGCUCAUGACAGAAAUUAACGGCACCCACCCCCAUUGGAUACGAUGCAUCAAACCACACAGUACUAAAAAACCUCGUAUGUUUAAUGGCAAUGAAGUCAUGACGCAGAUGCGUUCCGCUGGAGUUCUUGAAACGAUUAAAAUUCGCCAAAACUCGUUCUCGGUUCGCCUCCCUUUUGCAGAGUUUCUGCGGGCGCACAAGGUUUUGAUGACGAAAUUGCAUCCCAUGGCAUCCAAAUAUUGUCAGAAUCUCAAUAUGAAACUGACGGAGUUUCAGGUACCGUUUCAUCCCCAUGACACAGAGGAAGAGAAGAUCCGGGAGAUUCUAAGACGUGCCGGUGUGAACUCCAAUGCUCAGGCACAAGUGGGAAGGACCAAAGUCUUUCUGAAGUUGGAGAUUUCACAGUAUCUCGCUUCUAUUGUGCGUGCGGCUCAGAACGGUUGUAUGCUCAUGAUCCAAGCCGCUGCUCGAUGCAUUUUUUCCUGCAGAACGCUUCAUGUACACUAUCUUCGUCGCCAACAUCAGAUCAUUACUGCGGCUGUGUUCUCGCAUCGUUCGCAGUUGCAGAUGAGGCUGCUUGAAUUACGUGAGAAGGAGCAGUAUCUUUUAAACGCGUUUCGGGUGAUUCUUCUUGUUCAAAAGGACGAGAUGGAAGCUCGUAUCGCAUUGGGGGAAAACGAGCGUGCGGAGCACCGGAGUUUAUUCGGCAAUGCAAAGGAGGAAAAGGAUGGCAUCAUCCAACUUUUAUUAAAACGACGGGAAGAGCAGUAUGUGGUGGAACAACACACGUUUGCCGAGGUGGAGAGUCAAACCCGUUGUGACAUUGAGGAGGCUGAACUGAUUUCUCGUCAAUAUCUCUAUGAGGGCACGAGGUUACUCACGCUGGAGGAGAAUGCACGCGAUGACGUGGAAGUGGAGGAAUCGAUGGAGCGGCGAUCGAGUUUUGAGCAUGGAUACAUGCAAAUAAAAAGACAUCUGGCGGCGUGGCUUAUGCAGGUUGCGAAUAAACAGCAAUUGGAUUUUUUGGCUGCAGAAGAUACGCACCGUCGCAUAACGACACAAGAAGAGAGCACAACGUUUAACAUGUUUUGUACCCUUUACGACCUUAUUUUAUCGGAAUUGUUGGCCCGAGUAUCUCUCGCGAAGGAGGAGAAAGAUGCCUUUUCCGACUGGUGCAAGUCCUGGGAUAAUGAGUGGUUACAUGUGGAGAAGCUGUGGUUAGCACGAAAGUCCAUCACUGAUCGCCGCAUGAUUUUGCUUUUGCAAAAAAAGGAGAGGGAUGCUCGAAUAAAUUUUGAGCGUUCAUACAAUUAUUCCAUCAUGGAACUACUUGAGUCUCUUUCUCAGAAUGAGCAGGAUGCUUUACGAAGGGAAAAGGAACGCCUGGCACUCGAAGAGGAGGAACGGAUGCUCUUGGAGGAGGAGGCACUCUUUUUAGCCCGUGAAGAAGAGAAACGGCGAUUCAAUGCAGUUCGUGAGGCUGCACAGCAGCUUUGGCAGAAUGUGCUGGAAGAUAAACGACUUGUGAGGGAAAUACGACGGCAUGAGGAACGCACAAAAGGUAUUUUUGCGGCCAAGGCACAACUGACACGAGAGUACACGCUAAUGUGCCGGCGUAAUGAAAUUGCAAAAGGGAAAGCAAUUACUGGGUUAAAUGGUGUCGGAGAUAGGAAGAAACUUGAAGAGUACCUGCAUAAGCAGAAGAUUUUAUCGCAAGCCCUUGCCAAUCACCAAAGGUUACUCCUUGAAAUGGAAACGAAUUUGGUGGAAUUUCGCUCCAAAACCUCCCUAAAUUCACCUUUGCGACGGUCACCUUCGUUGCUCGGGCCUGCAGGUUUUAUCAAGGCGCGUGAAGAUUUUUCUCUUCACUCGUUAAAGAAUGUCUCGGUAAGUACGGAGGGAUCGAUGAACCUCAUUCACCGAAUGAGUAUGAUGAAGGAGCUGGCUUGCAGCCGUGCACGGGGGCCUAGUAUGACACCUGGCGCAAUUGCCGCAGCGAACCGCCUGGAGGUCUACCGACAAAAUCGGGAAAGAAGGAAACGUGAGACAUCGGAGACAAUAAUACGACAAAAUACCAUUUUGCCGUUCCGCGCUGAACGAGAGGAAAACAGUAUGCCUACCUGUUUGAAGUCAGAGCGGGGCGUUCAUUCGAUGGAUUAUUUUCUACAUCGUAACCCCCUCAAGGACGACUGGGUUCCUGGGCCACCUGAUUCCAAAGGGCUAUACUGGGUGUUUACACCGAAUGGUGAACGGGUUCCAUUGCCUUCUAUAGAGAAAUGCAACUCAUCAGGCGUUUAUAUUAAUGAGGAACAUAAUUGUGCCUGCGGGAAUUCACCCGAGCCGUAUUUUACUAGCUUUAGUCGUUAG
Molecule: messenger RNA, 2969 nt
Organism: Trypanosoma cruzi
Lineage: Eukaryota; Euglenozoa; Kinetoplastea; Trypanosomatida; Trypanosomatidae
Product: myosin heavy chain, putative
Exons: 1
Biological process (GO): vesicle transport along actin filament; actin filament organization
Cellular component (GO): myosin complex; cytoplasm; vesicle
Molecular function (GO): actin filament binding; microfilament motor activity; ATP binding
Source: RefSeq, a predicted model, not a curated record